Messenger RNA from Oncorhynchus masou masou (cherry salmon), 12522 nucleotides. RefSeq names its product YLP motif-containing protein 1-like. Lineage: Eukaryota; Metazoa; Chordata; Actinopteri; Salmoniformes; Salmonidae. Gene Ontology annotation, cellular component: nucleus. Gene Ontology annotation, biological process: regulation of telomere maintenance. The record is from RefSeq and is a predicted model, not a curated record.
CUCCACGACCAGAUAGCUUUGUAGCUAAAUGAUACGGAACCCGAAAACCCACACGAACAACGCAUUUAAUUUAAUUUGUUAGUAUUUAUUGAUACAUCAAACGACAUCAAUAAUCAACGUUUGUUUACGGAUAACACGCGUGGUAACGUACCUCUAUCGAGGAUAAAGUAGCUUUAAAUUGGUAUUUUUAACUGCACCAGGUGUAUGUGAGGACAAAGGCCUACACAUUGCUCGCUGCUUCCAAAGCAUGUAUCCCUCUUGGGGUAGUAACUAUGGUGGUGGUGGCGGCCAUCAACCACCUUCGCAGCAACACUUCGGUGCGCCGAGGGGUCAGUCUCCUCAAGGCGAAGGCUUCGGGGGAGGAUUCGGGGGCUAUGGAGCUGCUCCACCCGCAGCUGCACCCGGGUCAACGUUCAACAGCCUGCGGGAGCAGCAUCUCCAGCAGAUGCAGCAGCUACAACAGCUCCACCAAAAACAGCUCCAAUCUGUGCUGCACCACGACAGGAACGUAAAUGAAAAGCCCUAUGGCGGCAGCGGUGGUCCUACGGCCGAGUCGUGGCAAGGAAACUCGGGAUAUGGGUAUGGUUCAACGGGGACCGGUGCCCCUUCCUCAUACCAAGAAGAGUAUCAGUCCAUGCAAGGCCCUUCCCCUUAUCAAGAUGAGUAUCAGUCCAUGGAAACCGGGGCGCCAAGCCCACAACUUCAGCCACCGCAGCCCAAAGAGACCCAGCUUCCCCCACCAGAGGAGAACCCACCCCCAUCAGAGGCGAACCCACAGGUACCCACUCAGAACAAUGGUACACCAGCGACUAAAGAGGACCAGCAGCAGUAUUGGUACAAGCAGCAUCUCCAGAACUUGCAGAGGCUGAAAGCAGAGAAGGCCAAACAGGGCCAGGGUGAUGGCCCAGCACCCCCACCUCCCAAACCCCAGCCCCACUCGGCAGCAGCCGCCCCUCCCCCUCCAUCGGAUCCACCCAAGAACGCCCCUCCACCACCACCUCCAAAAGAGGAGCCCCCACCACCACCUCCACCUGAUGAUGAAAAGACUGCCCCCACGACCCAGGACCCAGUAGAGGUGGCCCGCCUGCAGCAGCUUCAGAGUGCAGCGGCCCAGUGGCAGCAGGCCCAGCAGCAGAGAGCAGGCUACCAGUACCAAGCCCUGAUGCAGCACCAUGCUCAACUACAGGCCAUCCUCAACCAGUACCAGCAGUGUAUCCAACAACCUGCACAGCUCGAGACAAUGUCUAUGGCCAUGCAGCUGAGUCACUAUGAGACGCAGCAGAAGCAGUUUGGCCCGGUGUUUGAAGACUGGGGCCGUACCUUCAGCCAGUGGCAAGAGCAGUUCCAGUCCUACCCACAUAAAGACCAGCUACAGGACUACGAGUUACAGUGGAGACAGUGGCAGGAACAGAUGAACUCCACCUCGGCACACCUACAGGAGAGGGUGACCACCCUGCGAGCCAUGCAGCAGCAGUACGGAGGCAGUGGGCAGUACAGUAGUAGUGACCGGUAUGGUACUGGAGGGUAUGGGGACCAGUACAGCCAAUAUGGUCAGUACCCACACUCUGGACCGGACUCGCAGAUUCAACAAGGCCCCAUGGUGAGCCCGUCUAUGCCGUCCCAGCCAGGUAGCCAGCCCUCGUCCACCUCCGGACCCAUGUCCCAGGGCCCUCCACCAGGGCAGCAUGGCCCCUCCAACGCCCAACGUGUGGGAACCUCCACAGGAGAACCGCAGCACGGCCUCUCCAAUGCCCAACGCGUGGGAACCUCCACAGGAGAACCACAGCAUGGCCUCUCCAAUGCCCAACGUGUGGGAACCCCCACAGGAGAACCGCAGCAUGGCCUCUCCAAUGCCCAACGUGUGGGAACCCUCACAGGAGAACCGCAGCACGGCCUCUCCAAUGCCCAACGUGUGGGAACCCCCACAGGAGAACCGCAGCACGGCCCUCCACCGGGGCACCAGGGCCCUCCACCAGGGCACCAGGGUCCUCCACCAGGGCACCAGGGUCCUCCACCAGGGCACCAGGGUCCUCCACCCGGGCACCAGGGCCCUCCACCAGGGCACCAGGGCCCUCCAUCCGGGCACCAGGGCCCUCCACCGGGGCACCAGGGCCCUCCACCGGGGCACCAGGGCCCUCCACCGGGGCACCAGGGCCCUCCACCCGGGCACCAGGGCCCUCCACCCGGGCACCAGGGUCCUCCACCAGGGCACCAGGGUCCUCCACCAGGGCACCAGGGCCCUCAGUCAGAGCAGUACAGCCUGUCUGGACCCCCUGGUAGAGGGGCAGGCCCAGGAGGGAGAGGGUUGGCCAGACCACCAGGUCCACAAGGAGGACAGCCUCCGUCCUACCAAGGCCCCAGAGGACCAAGGUUUGACGGUCCGAGAGGGAACGGCCCGCGGUUUGACCAGCAGCAGUCCGGUCAACAGCAGAGGUUCAACGCUCCACCGGGUCCCAGGUUCAACCAGCAGCACCCAAGGUUUGAUCAGCUUGGCCCCAGAGGACCAGGGCCUCGGUUCGGACAGCAGGGGCCCCACUUCGACCACCCCCCGAGACAGAGCCCCCCAGCCCGCUUUGACAGGCCCCCUGGUCCCUCAGCACCUUAUAUAGGCCCACUGCCUAAACCAGACACGGGCAAAGACACCAAACUACCUCAAGGUAAGACUGAGAUGCCAGCAGGCUCCAAGCCUCCUGGUAUUAAACCUACUGGGCCAGCUAAACCAGUAGCAGUCAGUACAACUAAGCAAGGUGAAUUGGCAGAACCAGGGGAUAUGUCAGAGGACAUGUUGGAGUCCCUUGGGAGCUUCUUCGUCCAAAACGACCCCAUCCCUCAGACGAAAGCAGAGGCUGCUGCUGCUGCUAGUAAGGACUCCAAAAAGGAAGAGGUGACCCUCCCUGCUGCUGCCGGUGCCAAGCACCCCCCUUCUGUAACCCCGGAAACUGCUUCCCCUGCCAAGAACGCUCUCAAACCAGGUGGACCGGCCGGGCCGUUGAAGACCAACGUCAGUAACAACAACGGGCCUCAUGGACCGCAUGGGCCUAAGCCUCACGGACCGGAGCCGUCGAAGACCGACACAAUGACCAACCAACCCCCUGGUCUUCUGGGGCUCAUGGGCCGUGGUAGAGGGGGACGUGGCCAGCCUCUAGGGCCUGUGAGAGGGGAGGAGGACGGAGGUAGAGGACGAGGGGAGGCGGACGGAGGGAUGAGGGGAGGGAGAGGACGAGGAGAGGCGGACGGAGGCAUGAGGGGAGGGAGAGGACGAGGAGAGGCGGACGGAGGGAUGAGGGGAGGGAGAGGACGAGGAGAGGCGGAUGGAGGGAUGAGGGGAGGGAGAGGACGAGGAGAGGCAGGUGGAGGGAUGCGAGGGCGAGGUGAUCCAUGGGGACGUGGAGGGAAACAGUCGGGUAUCCCAGACUUCAGUCCCAACACUAUCGCUCUGGGAGGUGGGAGGACGGACGACGACAUGGAGGGGGUUCCUUAUGACUACAGACCUCCACAUGAAGAGAUGAGAUCACAACAUGGAGGACCAGGGGAGGACUGGCAGCAGGACCCUUCACUGGAGAAACCUGGAGGUCCUCCUCUGCCUGAAGAGGAGAUGUGGGUCCCUGAAGAGCACUACUAUCCUCCAGAGGACUACUACGAAGAACCAGGGAGAGGAGGUCCCCCUAUGGGGAGAGGAGGUCCCCCUAUGGGGAGAGGAGGUCCCCCUAUGGGGAGAGGAGAGCCUCUAGAUGGGCACCACUGGGAGGAAGCAGACCCCCCACCUCCAGAGUACUGGGGAGAGGAAGGAGAUCCCUACUGGAUGGACCGGAGGCCGCCUCCUCAUGGCAUGCGAGGAGGCCCCCGAGCCCUGUUCCCCCCUGGGCGUGGUCGCCCCCCACGAGGCAGGCCCGGCUUCAUGCACCAGGGUGGUCCCAGACGCCCCCUUCCUCCUCCUCACGGAGCCAUGGACCCCCAUGAACCUCUCGGAUCCCCUAUGGGGCCUGACGAUGACAUGGACCCUCUGGGACCCCCGCUGCAUCGGGACUACAACCCCAGAGGGCCCAUACACCGCGAUAUGAUGGAGCGAGACAUGAGGGGACGGCCUCCUCCACCAAGAGAGAUGAUGGACAGAGAUCUGAUGGGGCCUGGUGGUCAUCCUCCAUAUCACGACAUGGAGAUGGACCCUGGCUGGCCCCCGGGCCCCGGACGACCCCCCCACCUCGGCAGAGACGGACCGAGAGGUCCCCCUCCGCCUCCCCAUGAGAUGAUGGAGCGGGGAGGGAUGAGGGGGCGUCCUUUGGGACCUCGGAGCGCCCCAAUGGGCCGGGGCGUGAUGCGGCACCCACCUCGCUCACUCGAGGACUUGGAGGGCUACCCCCAUGAGGGGUACGGGGAGGGUUUUGGUGGUCCCGGUGAUGACGGGUAUGGAAGAACGCUGCCGCCACGUGACUGGCCGGACCACCCCCCACAUGAGUACGACUGUGAGGAGGAGUAUUAUCCCCCGGAGCCUCGUGUUGGGGUGUGGGACAGGGAGAGGGGACCACUACCGGAGAGGGACUAUUCUCCCUACCCUUCCCGCGGUCCUCCACCUCCCCCAGACCGUUUCAGAGACGACGAAUGGGCCGAUAAGAGAGACCGAGACCAUCCUCCAUACCCCUACGAGGGAGACAGAGAACGUCCUCCAUACCCCUACGAGGGAGAAGAGCGUGGAAGAGGAGGAGAGCUUCGAAGUCGAGACUUCCCGGACGACCCUUCGUACAGGCACGAUGAACGCCCCUACCCACCCCCUGCGGAAUGGGAGAGACCCAGACCACCCCUUCUGGAGAGAAACUACCCCCCAGAUUUUGAGGACCAUAGGCCCCAUUACGACGGGCGACCCGAGCCCUCUAGAUCAGAUCAAGGUAUCCCUCCAUCCACCCCUUCUCAGGCCCCUGCUCCUCCCAGUACUGGACCAGACAGUUCUCAGGAACCAGCCUCACAGGGAACUGGACCGGGCAUACUGGCUCUGUCACAACGACAACAUGAGAUCAUCCUGAAAGCUGCCCAGGAGCUGAAGCUUAUCAGGUCUGUUUCUCUGGUACUGAACAGAGAAAUGCAGGAGAAUAAGACUGAGGGAGAGGCCCUACCCAUCACGUCUGACCCCAAGACGGAGCUCCCUGCUGGGCUACUGGGGCUGGAGAUCCCCCCUGAGGUCCGGAGUGCCCUCCAGGCAACCAACCUGAUGUCCAGCUUGGCUCCUACUAAAUUGGUGACAUGGGGAGACACCAAGCCCCCAGAUACUGGUUACGUGUCCACGGCUCCUCCAGUCACCCCCAAGACUGUCGACUAUGGACAUGGACAUGACCUUGGUGCUGCCACGGUGGAGCGGAUCUCUUACGGUGAAAGGAUUGUGUUGAGACCCGAUCCCUUACUUGACAGAGAGAGAGAGAGGAGCUAUGAAAAAGAACAACUGGGCCCCCUGAGAGACCCCUACCACAGAGACCUGUACUACGACAGACGACCGGUGGACCCCUACAUGGAGCGUAGGGAGUACAGCAGGGAGAGGGAGAUGUACAGAGAAAAAGCUCCCAUGGACUUUGAAAGAGAACCAUACGAGAGGGACCGCUAUCCGCCUCGAGAUGAGAGACCACCCCCCGGCCAUCCUCCACCUCGCCCGGGCUUCAGGGAGAGGGACAUGAGGGAGGGCAGCCGGACCAGUAGAGAUGGAGAGGAACCUUAUGGAAGGCCUGGGGGUUAUGACAGACCUCCGUACGAGCGUGGGCCAGAGCGUGGGCCUGAGCGUGGGCCUGAGCGCUUCGAUCAGGGUGCUUCACCAUACGGUGAACGGAGGAGUUACCCAGAAGAGAGAGGAGGCGGCCCCACGUCGUCCCACCCUCCUCCCCCACCGGCUGCUCCUCCUUCCAGGAUCGAGAAGAAACCGGAGACCAAGAACGUGGAGGAUCUUCUCAAACUACCAGGCCGAGACACUCGUCCAGAAAGGAUUGUCAUCAUAAUGAGAGGCCUACCAGGAAGUGGUAAAAGUCAUGUAGCCAAGCUGAUACGGGACAAGGAGGUGGAGUGUGGAGGGGCUCCACCCAGAGUGCUGGGGUUAGACGACUACUUCAUGACGGAGGUGGAGAAGAUGGAGAAGGACCAAGAUACAGGGAAACGAGUCAAACUUAAGUGUCUGGAAUACGAGUACGAAGCGGAGAUGGAAGACACGUACAGGAACAGCAUGCUAAAAACAUUCAGGAAGACCCUAGACGACGGCUUCUUCCCCUUCAUCAUCAUCGACGCUAUCAAUGACAGGGUUAAAUACUUUGAUCAGUUCUGGAGUGCUGCCAAGACUAAAGGCUUCGAGGUGUACUUGGCUGAAAUCUCGGCAGACUAUCAGACUUGCGCUAAAAGAAACGCCCACGGCCGGAAGAUGAGGGAUAUUCAAAAGAUGUCCAGUAACUGGGAGUCGUCACCACGUCACAUGAUGCGGUUGGAUGUCCGUUCCCUGCUUCAGGACGCUGCUAUUGAGGAGGUUGAGAUGGAAGACUUCAACCCUGAUGAUGAGUCGCUGAAGAAGCCCAAGAAGAAUAAGGAGGAGGAGGAAGAAGACGUUAAGGGUUACAUUCCACAAAGCAAAUGGGAGAUGGACACUUCUGAUGCGAAACUGGACAAGCUGGACGGCCUGGUGACGGGGGGGAAGAGGAAGAGGGAGGAAGACGACUUUCAGCUCACGGACGACUACGCCACGCGCCACUCUGAGCCUGGCAAGAAGAGGGUUCGCUGGGCCGACCUCGAAGAGCAGAAGGAUGCAGAGCGCAAGCGCGAUAUCGGCUUUGUGGUGGGUCAAACAGACUGGGAGAAAAUCACAGACCAGAGCGGACAGAUAGCUCAGAGAGCUCUCAACCGCACUAAGUAUUUCUAGAAACAGAAGGUCAUUGCCCUCACCCCCUGCUUCCUGAUUUAUAGGUCUGCAGACUGAAUAUCAGGGCUACACACUCUACAGGCCGACGUUUAGGAAAUCUGUAGCUGUUUAUUUCAUUAUUAGAAUACUAGGAUAUAGCUUUCUGUUGCGUUAGACAUUCUUGAUGUUCAUUUAGAAUGAUGUGUAGUUUUUAUUUUUCUUUCAUCCUAUGCUUUUCGAUUGGUAAGUUGUUUUUCGCACCAGUGUGCUUCUCAUUUUAUACUGUACAAGCUGUAACGUCUACGUGUAUGUUAGCACUGUUGCUUAUUUUAAGAAAUAAACUAAAGAAAACAAUAAUAAAAGGUUUCACACACACAAAAAACAAGCAGGAGAGUCUCGUGUGAGUGGUCAUAUGGGCUACGUCAUGAAGAGUCUUCUGUGAUGUCUGUCUUCAUGUGAACCACGUUCAGUAGAACCUCAAAGAUACAAAAAUUUUAUGGUGAUAUUUUUUUUUUGUCUCCUUUUUUUUUUCAAAGUUACGAACAUUUCAGUAAAUUUCAAAAAAAAACAACCUCCAUUUCCCGCUGUGUUCGUAUCUCUAAGGUCCUACUGUGUUACAGGAAGUUAGCAUAGGUUAGAGUGGCGAAACAGGAACAGGAAGGUUCUUGGUUCAAGCCCCUGAGCCUAGCGAGGAAGUGGAAACUGGACUGCCGGUGUCUGAGUCACUGGCUGCCAUUGUGCCCAUGAGCAAGGAACUCUCAAACUGCUGCACGGAGUCUGCACUGUGUCUUACCCUUUGCCUCAGUGCAUGUGUGUGUCGGGGGGACGCAAAAUGAAAUGGGUUUUCAGUACUCAAUCAAACCACAUUAUAUCACUGUCUUUAAUUUGAUUUUAAUUCAAAAAAAAAUAUGUUACCUCAUUGCAUUUCACAUAAUUUAAUCUCCUAAACUUUAAGAAAGUUCACACUCAUUGUUUCUUGCAACAAAUAAAAUACUGAAUUGAAGGUCCAGUAUAUACUUUGUGCCAUUACAUGAUCUUACAAAUAAAUAAACAAUCCCAUGACAGUCACGCAGAAUCACCUUGCUUGUGAAACACAACCAAAAAUCUAAAAGUUUCUGAUAAUGGUCAAUUCUACACUAUCAACUUGCUAACUGAAGCAAACAACGUGUUCCUAAUAUUGAAUGAAGAUGUCCUAAUUAGGUAUCGAAAACCAUCAAUGGUCACCUCUCUUUUUUUUUUACAGUAGGCUCGUCAGCAAUAUUCAAGCAUUACCGGGCCCUAACUCCACUAAGGGCCUUUCUCCUCCUUCUGUACUCUUGUCACAUGACUUUUAUUCCUAUUGCUAAUUGGACUGAAAUAAAUUCUGACUAUACAGAUAUAAUCCAGACUGUCUUGUUUCUGACCUGUCAAUCUGAGAUUAUCAUGCCGUGGUUAUAUGAUCCUGUUGAGUGAAUAUUGUCAAUUAUGACAAUCUGAGAGGAAUACACUGUAUCCUGUAGUUGUGGAUAGUUGUUGAAUGGCAUACUGUACCAAAUGUUCUGUACUGUAGCUCAAAGCCUGCGCCCCAAACGACUCCCUAUUCCCAUUUAUAGUGCACUACUUUUGGACCAGAGCCCAUAGGGGCUGUCUCUGCGCUGCCACCUGUUUCACUGUAUAGAAGAACAUACUUCCCUUUUUAAAUUUAAACAACUGGUCUAUACUCUUAGUGCCCCGAAAAAACUGUUUUAGCAUGGGCAGCGUCCAUUGAGGACUAUCACCAUUUUGAAGUAGUCAAAUUGGGUGGGACCUUCCUUAUGGGUUAAGGAAGGUUCACACAAUUGUUUCCUGGUCAUCACGAGGGAUCAGACAAAUAAUUGUACUUGUGAGGAAAUGUUCCAUAACUCAGUGGCAAUAUGUCACCAACCUCGUCUCUAUACCUGUACAAACACACUCCAGGUGACAGUACGUCACCAACCUCGUCUCUAUACCUGUACAAACACACUCCACGUGACAGUACGUCACCAACCCCGUCUCUAUACCUGUACAACACACUCCAGGUGACAGUACGUCACCAACCUCAUCUCUAUACCUGUACAACACACUCCAGGUGACAGUACGUCACCAACCUCGUCUCUAUACCUGUACAAACACACUCCAGGUGACAGUACGUCACCAACCUCAUCUCUAUACCUUUUCAAACACACUCCAGGUGACAGUACGUCACCAACCUCGUCUCUAUACCUGUACAAACACACUCCAGGUGACAGUACGUCACCAACCUCAUCUCUAUACCUGUACAACACACUCCAGGUGACAGUACGUCACCAACCUCAUCUCUAUACCUGUACAAACAACACACUCCAGGUGACAGUACGUCUCCAACCUCGUCUCUAUACCUGUACAAACACACUCCAGGUGACAGUACGUCACCAACCUCGUCUCUAUACCUGUACAAACACACUCCAGGUGACAGUACGUCACCCUUUCAGUUUGUUUACCUACUCAUAGCAGUUGUAGAAGAUGAAAAGGUACAACCUGGAGAUGGCCUCAAUGGCGCUGCCCGUGCGCUCACAGACGCUAUAAUGGGACAAAUACAACACUGCGAUCUCUAUACACCUCUUUGCCCCAGGGAUAGCUAUUGUCCUAUUGCUGUGUGAUGCGAUUUUACUGAAGGGACAAAUACAACACUGCGAUCUCUAUACACCUCUUUGCCCCAGGGAUAGCUAUUGUCCUAUUGCUGUGUGAUGCGAUUUUACUGAAGAUGCACAAGACCUAGAUUACAUGCCUCUGAAACAUCUGCUUUGAGUGACAAUCAACAGAUGUUGCUGGCUAUGAAGAUAAUCACCUGAACACCUGUUGAAGACCUUGUUCAAUUAGCAUAGCCGAUAUGGAGCUUAGACGUUUCCUGGGCAAUGGCUGGAACUUUCAGCAGAGCGACGUCAAGGUGAGUAAUACUGAAUUAAAAAUGUGGUUAGUUACAGAAUGUUUUUAUACUAAAAUACCUAACAAAGCACAUUUCUACCAAUCAAUAUGUAGUAGCUAAUGGAUAUUAACAAAAAAUAUAAAUGCAACAAGCAACAAUUUCAAAGAUUUUACUUAGAUUUAUAUAAGGAAAUUAGUCAAUUUAAAUGAAUUAAUUUGGCUCUGAUCUAUGGAUUUCACAUGAAUGGGAAUACAGAUAUGUAUCUGUUGGUCACAGAUACCUUUAAAAAAUGGGCCUCACAGCGGGCCUCAAGAUGUCAUCACGGUAUCUCUGCAUUUAAAUUAAAUUGUGUUCGUUGUCCAUAGCUUAUGCCUGCCCAUACCAUAACCUUCACCGCCACCAUGGGGCACUCUGUCCACAACGUUGACAUCAGCAAACCACACACUAUACACGUUGUGGGGCCGGGUGGACGUACUGACAAAUUAUCUAAAACGACGUUGGAGGCGGCUUAUGGUAGAGAAAUGAACAUUAAAUUAUCUGACAACAGCUCUGGUGGACAUUUCUGCAGUCAGCAUGCCAACUACACGCUCCCUCAACUUGAGACAUCUGUGGCAUUAUGUUUUGGGACAAAACUGCACAUUUUAGAGUGGCCUUUUAUCCCCAGCACAAGGUGCUCCUGUGUAAUGAUCAUGUUGGAUUAUCUUGGCAACAGUGAAAUUCUCACUAACAGGGAUGUAAACAAAUGUGUGGACAACAUUUUAUAGAAAAUACUUUUUUGUGUGUAUGGAGCAUUUCUGGGAUCUUUUAUUUCAGCGGAAACAUGGGACCAACACUUCACAUGUUGCGUUGUAAUUUUUUUGUUCGGUGUCAUUCAACUGUCUUUCAUUUCAGCUGUAUGAAGUGAAAUGGGAUUUUUCUACAGUGUUUUACAAAUAUAUAUUGUUACUCUACAGUCAUGGCCAAAAGUUUUGCGAAUGACACAAAUAUUAAUUUCCACCAAGUUUGCUGCUUCAGUGUCUUUAGAUAUUUUUUGUCAGGUGUUACUAUGGAAUACUGAAUUAUAAUUACAAGCAUUUAAGUGUCAAAUGCUUUUAUUCACAAUUACAUGAAGUUGAAGCAAAGAGUCAAUGUUUGCAGUGUUGAUCCCUUUUCAAGACCUCUGCAAUCCGCCCUGGCAUGCUGUCAAUUAACUUCUGGGCCACAUCCUGACUGAUGGCAGCCAAUUCUUGCAUAAGCAAUGCUUUGAGUUUGUCAGAAUGUGGGUUUUUGUUUGUCCACCCUCUUGAGGAUUGACCACAAGUUCUCAAUGGGAUUAAGGUCUGGGGAGUUUCCUGGCCACGGACCCAAAAUAUCAAUGUGUUGUUCCCUGAGCCACUUAUUUAUCACUUUUGCCUUAUGGCAAGGUGCUCCAUCAUGCUGGAACAAGGCAUUGUUCGUCACCAAACUGUUCCUGGAUGGUUGGGAGAAGUUGCUCUCGGAGGAUAUGUUGGUACCAUUCUCUAUUCAUGGCCGUGUUCUUAGGCAAAAUUGUGAGUGAGCCAACUCCCACACAUGAAUGGUCUCAGGAUGCUUUACUGUUGGCAUGACACAGGACUGAUGGUAGCGCUCACCUUGUCUUCUCGGGACAAGCUUUUUUCUGGACGCCCCAAACAAUCAGAAAGGGGAUUCAUCGGAAAAGGACUUUACCCCAGUCCUCAGCAGACCAAUCCCUGUACCUUUUGCAGAAUAUCAGUCUGUCCCUGAUGUUUUUCCUGGAGAGAAGUGUCUUCUUUGUUGCCCUUCUUGACACCAGGCCAUCCUCCAAAAGUCUUUGCUCGCUGUGCGUACGGAUGCACUCACACCUGCCUGCUGCCAUUCCUGAGCAAGCUCUGUACUGGUGGUACCCCGAUCCUGCAGCUGAAUCAACUUUAGGGGACGGUCCUGAUGCUUGCUGGACUUUCUUGGGCGCCCUGAAGCCACCUUCACAACAAUUUAACCUCUCUCCUUGAAGUUCUUGAUGAUCUGAUAAAUGGUUGAUUUAGGUACAAUCUUACUGGCAGCAAUAUCCUUGCCUGUGAAGCCCUUUUUGUGCAAUGAUGACGGCACGUGUUUCCUUGCAGGUAACCAUGGUUGACAGAGGAAGAACAAUGAUUCCAAGCUUCCAGUCUGUUAUUCAAACUCAAUCAGCAUGACAGAGUGAUCUCCAGCCUUGUCCUCGUCAACACUCACAGCUGUGUUAACAAGAGAUUCACUGACAUGAUGUCAGCUGGUCCUUUUGUGGCAGGGCUGAAAUGCAGUGGAAUUGGGGGGGGGAUUCAGUUAAUUUGCAUGGCAAAGAGGAACAUUGCAAUUAAUUGCAAUUCAUCUGAUCACUCUUCAUAACAUUCUGGAGUAUAUGCAAAUUGCCAUCAUACAAACUGAGGCAGCAGACUUCGAAAAUGAAUAUGUGUCAUUCUCAAAACAUUUGUCCACGACUGUAUAAAUGUCACAUCAAUUGCAACAAUUAAUUUUUUGGUAAAAACCUAAAUUGUCUUGAGUAGAAGGAAAAGAAAGCUCACUUGUGACCAUACGUGCUUUAAUAUUAAAGAAUAUUGUUCUUGUGGCUUUUAUUUUUGUCUCUGUCUUUUUCCUUUGCCACAGUCUGCCUUCUGUCCUCUUGAGAGUUGGAAAACAGAUAUUUUGAUUUAUCUAAUCAAAUAAUCCUAACAUACUGCAGGUACUUAAUAUGCCUGCAAAAUGCUUGUUUCAAUUGAUGUAUGUAUAAAAGAAAACGUGAACCAAG